GCUUUAACUACAGCACGCGCACCACACCGGGACUUUAUCACAGUAUCUGGAACAUGAAUAGCGCGUGGAUCUUUUUGUGCGCGAUCUGCAUCUGGCAUCCGGUUCAAGGAACUUAUCCAUCCACGGGCUGCACAUGCAACGGAAAGGCUCUGUACUGUGUGCGCGACUCCUUGGGCUUGCGCUGUGCAAACUGCCAAGACAACACUGAAGGCCGGCACUGUGAGAGCUGUACGGAAGGAUACUUCCACCAGAGAGCUGGAGAGGGCUGCCUGCCCUGCUCCUGCAACCCUGUAGGCUCUGAGGGCCCAGGAUGUGACAGUCAGGGACAGUGUGUGUGUAAGCAAGGUGCUCAGGGGGCCAAGUGUGACCUCUGCGCUAACGGAUCUCCAAUCACAGCCAAUGGUUGUGCAUCGCUGCAGCAGAAAACCUGUUUCUGUAACGGUCAUUCAAAUGAGUGCUCCCAAGCCCAGGGUUACUCAGUUUACAACAUCAUCUCAACAUUUGAUCAAGGGAUGGACGGCUGGAAGGUCAUCACUGCUCCAAGCGUGAGUCCGUCCCACGUGGAAUACCGCUGGUCUCCAGCACACCACAGCACUGAGGUCUACUCUUCAGAUGUGUUACCUGUUUACCUGUCUGCUCCAGCCCAAUAUCUCGGAAACCAGGUUCUGAGCUACGGUCAGACUCUUUCCUUCGUUCUCCGGCUGAGCCGAGGAGUUCGCUAUCCUUCUACCUCAGAUGUCGUGUUAGAAGGCUCUGGACUGACGGUUUCUGCUCCGCUGGGAAAUAUGAGAUCUGCCAUUCCCUGUGGAAAGAAAAUCACCUACACUUUCAGGCUAGACGAACAACCCAGCAGCAAAUGGAAACCCCAGCUCUCAGCGCAAGCAUUUCAAACCCUUUUGAGCAACCUCACAGCCAUCAAAAUCCGAGCCACUUUUGGUGAAGGAGGACGUGGUUAUUUGGACGACGUCGUUCUGGUCUCAGCCCAGUUGGGUCCUGGCUCCCCUGCAUUCUGGGUGGAGAAGUGCCGUUGUCCGACAGGUUACGAAGGACAGUUUUGUGAGCGCUGUGCUGCUGGGUAUAAAAGACGCUUCCCAGAACAGGGUGUCCGUAGCCAGUGUGAGCCAUGUGCCUGUCUGGGAGGAAGCUGCGAUCCUGAAACAGGGGACUGCUACUCAGCUGAUGAGACUUCUACUGGACAAGUCUGUGAUACUGGUUACUACAGCGACCCUGAGCUUCCUGGGGCCUGCAAGAAGUGCCCAUGCUCCACAGGGCAGACCUGUUCGCUCAUUCCAGGGACCCUAAGAGUAAAAUGUAAAUGCCCAUCUGGGACCACAGGCUCUCGGUGCCAAAAGUGCAUCGAUGGUUUCUAUGGCGAUCCUCUUGGAGAGAGUGGAGUUCAGCGACCCUGCCAGCGCUGUCACUGUAAUGGGCACUUGGACUUAAAUGCCGUGGGCAACUGCGACCCUUUAACGGGGGAGUGUUUCAAAUGCCUGAACAACACCACAGGCUUUCAGUGUGAGAAGUGUCUGGAGGGAUUCUUUCACAGCAAAGCUGGCGAUUCAUGUCGAGCUUGUAAAUGCAACCCAAAGGGAUCAAUCUCCAGCUUGUGCAAUGAUCUAGGCCAGUGCAAAUGUAAAGAGGGUUUUAAUGGACCAAAGUGUGUCAAAUCCACAUGCCCAUCAUGCUUCAACCCGGUUAAGAGCCAGAUUCAGAUGUAUGUGAAGAAGCUGCAGCAGGUGGAAGCUCUUUUUAAUGAAGUGGGGAACGGUGGUGUGGACAUCACUAGUGCCAUGGAGGAAGCAAUCAGCACCGCUGAACAAAUGGUCAAGACUGUGGAAAGUGAAACAGACUCACUUAUUGAGGCAGAGAAGAAUCUUCAAGCCCAGCUGUUAGCCAUUGGCGGCCGUCAGUUGCAAGAUGAGAAAAAAGUCCAGAACCUCUCGAAGAUCGUAGAGAAGGUUGUCUGGCACGAGCGGCAAUAUCAGAGAGAAGUGGCUGACAUCCAAAAACUCAUCAGUGAUAUUAGGCAAAACCUGCAAAAGGCCAAACAGGACAUCCAGGCAGUCGACAUCCCCUUGCGUGAUGCGGUUCCAGGCACAAACUUCGUGUCUGAUUUGGUUCAGAAAGCAAACGAUCUCGCUCAGAAGCACAUGGGUCAAGCAGCUUCAGUGGAGCAGACAGCGAAGAGCUCUCUUUUGGAGUCUGAGAACGCUCUGGCUCUUAUGCGCAACGUAAUCAGCGGAGAAAACAAAGUGAGAGAGCAACUUAAUGGCCUCAGGACGCAGUACGAUGCAGAUAUGGACCUGGUCAAUGCCAUGAACAAGCAGGCGGCUCGUGUGAGUAACGCAGCGGAGACAGAAAGCUCAGUGGCACUGGGUACCCUGAAACAGAUCGCUGACCUGGAGAAAAACCUUCCAAAGGUUCCAAAGGACAUCACUGGCUUGGUUGCCUCACUUGAUGGUCUGAAGAAAUCCUACGGGAAUGACGUGUCAGGGUUCCUGGAGCUGCAAGAGCAGUUUGGGGCUGAUCAGAAAGAAGCAGUGGAUCUAAUGAAUCAGCUCAAAGGCGCUCAGGAGGUCCAGAAUAACCUGCUUGCCAGGGCCAACAUUGCCAAAGGAGAUGCGGAUAAAGCUCUGACUCUCUUUAACAAUCUGGGCAGUGUGGAUCAAGCUCUGGAGAAGCUCAAAGGAUUUGAAACCCAGAUCGAUAAUAGUAAGGCGCUGGCUGAUGAUGCUCUCAGUAAACUGCCUAUGAUUAGUGAAAUCAUUAAGACAGCUGUGGUCAACAAUGACAAGACCCAGGGCAUUCUGGACCAGAUGGUUGACUACAGUGAUACUUUCAACAACCUUAACCUCUCUCUGGCCAAACUGGAGAAAUUGACGGGUUCCCUGCCGCCCUCGACUGAUCUUUUGAAAACAGCUUCGACACUAAGGGGAGGUCUGGAGGGGCUAAACAGCCAAGCAGACGCAGCCAUGAAGAAACUGCUGAAUGAGAAAACAAAUGCAGAGAGAGACCUGAAGCAAGCUGAGGAGGUUGAAUGGGGGGCCAGUGGAGCAUAUAUUAAUGCGAAUCUCACUAGAGAUGCUGUCGGAGAUGCUUUGCAUACCGUUAAUAACCUUUUAGGAUUACUUGGAAAACCAGGAGCUGUAGAUGAAAAGAAGGUGUCGGAUCUGGAAAAGGCUAUAGCUACAAGCCGUAGACGUGUAGAUACAGAGCUCAGGCCCAGGCUCAAAGACCUAGAGGACAAAGAGGCUUUGCAGAAAGCUUCCAUCGCUCGCAUGAUCAACGAUAUCGACACCAUCCUGGCUGACAUCGACAACCUCGAGCACAUUUACCGAACCAUUCCAGACGGCUGCUAUAACACUCCGCCCAUCGAGAGGGCUUAGUGGUCUAAUAUAAGAAACGGACUAUAGAAAAAUGCCUCAGAGACUUUUUGAAAUUGACAUUGCUUUACAUUUAAUGUGCAUUUUUUCAGUAGAUGAUACUAACUAUAUUUAUGAGUUUCUUUAAAAAAAAAAAAAAAAGACGAAAGAUUAGGAUACUGUUUUAUUUUAUUUUUUUAUUCACACAUUCAUUUUGUAUAAUGUCGUACUUAAAGCAAGUGUGUCUGCAAAGCCAACGUGUGCAAACAGUCAUAUAAUUUUGCAACCUGACAGUAUUUAUUGUAUGUAUGGUGCUGUUGAAUAAAAUGUUGAAGAUA
This is a messenger RNA of Clarias gariepinus (North African catfish), 3700 nucleotides long. RefSeq names its product laminin, gamma 2 (gene lamc2). NCBI's taxonomy places the organism in Eukaryota, Metazoa, Chordata, Actinopteri, Siluriformes, Clariidae. Gene Ontology annotation, molecular function: extracellular matrix structural constituent. The transcript is spliced from 22 exons. The coding region runs from base 54 to 3386 and encodes 1110 amino acids. The record is from RefSeq and is a predicted model, not a curated record.